AUGGAUUCACAGUUCCCGGCUUCACGAGAAGAACUAUACCAUGUUCAAAUGGACGUGAAGCAUGUACAAGCCGUACAAAUCAACCAUUCCGACCGCCUCAUGAGAUUGGAGAAGCGCCAGGCGGACGAUGCCGCUCUCAAAUCUGUUUGGGGUACAAAUUCUCCGUUUCCUGGCAUUUUGAGCGGUACUCCCCAACAAGGCCCUGUUCAUAACUCCCCUACGGAUGUUUUCGAUGACUUUGAUGACGAAGAAGAGCAAAAUCUACUCGGGAGUCUUCAUCUAGAUAACGAUGAGGAGCCAGUGCGUAGAGGUACUUCGAGAGCGAAUAGUGUACGCUUCGACGUGAGCGCUCUACAGGGGUCACAUUGGGCACAAGCAUCAAGGGCGUCAGGAGAGUUUGGUCCCGCUCGCCCGACUAGUGGAUUUGGCAGUCAUCCUAUGACUGAGCGGUCCUCAUCGCAUAAGUCAGAUGGGAGGCAUAGCUCUGCUGGUCACUCUGUCCACUCCACCCAUUCUGUUCCCUCUGGACGCACAAGUAGCCUAGGCUUGGAUACCAAUUUCAUGAUCGGCGACCCGGACGAUGAUUCACCCUUGGAAAUACCGGACCCUCCUCCAGGUCUGUUUAUCCUCGGUUCAGUACCUUCCAUCAUCAGAUGCUGGCUUACGGUCAACUUUUCUCACAGUGCACUCCUAUAUGCCGAUAUUUGUACAGGUUCACAAAAGUCGGUCCUUGACUAUUCGCUUGUAAAAGAGCUUGGCCUAAUGAAUCAAAUGCAAAAGGAUCCAACAAAUGGCCGUUAUGUUAUCAGGCUACCUGUGUAUCUUCCAGAAGCAAUUAUAACGCAAUCGUCUUCUAGAGUUAAUAGUCCCGGCCCUCAUUUACCGACUCUCACAGCAGAUUUCGAGGUAGUUGGCAUGAAUCAACGAUCCUUUGCCGAUCUCAAAAGAUCAAUACGUGUAUUUAUUGGCAGUGAUACUCUACGUGCGCACAACGCAGAUAUACUCUUCUCGCAAAACCUCAUGACACUCUUCGGCGAUGAUCGUAACAAACUGUCUGUGCCAUUCGUGCGACCGGAAGACGAGCUUCUUUUCAAGAAUUUGUGCACCGCAAAUAUCCCACCUGAAAGAAAUGAACUCAAAGCAACGGCUCUUCCUUUUACGCCCAGUGAACAACGAUCCAAGAUUGAACCUACGAACGCAGGUGAUGUAGUUGCUGGGUCACGUGCUGACCAUGUCAAGCCCAUAGACAAAGACGCCCAAUGUCAAAGUGUUACAAACCCACAAACCAACUCUGCCGCCACGUCUUCAUCACCUGUUCACAGUAUUCCCCCUAUGUUGGAAGCUGAGACUUUUAUGAAGAGCAGUGGCAGUACUUCAGACUCGGAAAGUUUACACAAAUUGGACCAAGGCGUGGCCGAUGCAAACAAAGUCGAGUCCACGAACGCAGCUGAUGCGCUCAAGCGCGAAACGCCUAUGGGGACUUGGGCUUCAUGGCGGCAAGGCAGUACACCACUGAAUGGUGAUCACAAUAGUGAUUCUACUAGUGGGUAUCAAAGAGCAGUCCGCGGAGGUCGAAGUAUGAAGGUGCUAAAACCAUCAAAAUCCAUUUCGUCUCCAUCAAAUCUAGCUGCUAGUCGUUCGUCGUCUGGUGCAAGAACAGGUGCAUCUUACGAACCGGCGCCUUCAAGAUCAAUUGCUGAUCUCAAACGCAAGGAUCAACCCAAUGGGACUGAUAAAUCACAGCUUCGUUGGGAACCAAAGAGAGUAAGUUCAGAGGAUCAGAAGAGUGCUAAAGUGAUUACAACCAUUCCGCGAUCCUCAAAUCCAGUAGGCGGUGCUUCAGCUUUCGCGUGGAUGAACUCCAGCAAGCCGAAGGUUUCUGUCGCCCCCACAGACUCCUGA
Botrytis fragariae is the source of this 1902-nucleotide messenger RNA. Its product is annotated as putative ubiquitin carboxyl-terminal hydrolase 19 protein. Bases 1 to 1902 code for a protein of 633 amino acids. NCBI's taxonomy places the organism in Eukaryota, Fungi, Ascomycota, Leotiomycetes, Helotiales, Sclerotiniaceae. The transcript has 2 exons. The record is from RefSeq and is a predicted model, not a curated record.